This is a messenger RNA of Quercus robur (English oak), 330 nucleotides long. RefSeq names its product histone H1-like. The transcript has 3 exons. The record is from RefSeq and is a predicted model, not a curated record. Bases 1 to 330 code for a protein of 109 amino acids. NCBI's taxonomy places the organism in Eukaryota, Viridiplantae, Streptophyta, Magnoliopsida, Fagales, Fagaceae.
AUGAGAGGCAAAGCAAGGGGUGAAGCUGCUAUGAAGUCUGCUAGACAAGCACCCAAGAACCCACGGAAGAACAAUAAUAAGAAGGCAAAUAAUGCAGAAUCUGUUGCAGAAGCUGUCUCGUCAUCUGUGGCUGCAAGGGAAAUUGAGAAAGCUCCUGAGGCAGCAAAACCCAAAGACAGAGCAGGCUCUAGGAAAGCUCCUGCCAUGGAGACUGAAGUGCCCAAAGUACCAGCCAAGAAGAAAGAACCUAGCAAAAGGGCUGCUGCUGCACAGAAGAAGAAGCCCUUGGCAACUGUUUCGGAGAUAUCUGAUGAUGAUGAUGAUGAUUAA